This is a messenger RNA of Vigna umbellata (rice bean), 1031 nucleotides long. The record is from RefSeq and is a predicted model, not a curated record. Lineage: Eukaryota; Viridiplantae; Streptophyta; Magnoliopsida; Fabales; Fabaceae.
UUAGGAUCUCCAAAUCCAUGUCUACUCAAAACGCAGUUCCCAAAAGCCCGUUUGAGAGAAUGGCUUCGGGUGAAUACAGAUUUCCCCCUCAGAAGCAAUACACACAGCCUGGCAAAGAGUAUCUGAUGAAUCCACCACCCCAAUAUAGCAGUCCAGAUUACAAACCAUCCAAUAAACUUCAAGGGAAGGUGGCUGUAGUAACUGGAGGUGACUCCGGAAUCGGAAGAGCGGUGUGUAACUUGUUUUCAUUGGAGGGUGCUACUGUUAUCUUCACCUAUGUGAAAGGACAGGAAGACAUAGAUGCCAGAGACACACUUGAAAUCAUCAGAAAAGCUAAGAGUGUCGAUGCCAAAGAUCCAAUGGCUAUAGCAGUUGAUUUGGGUUAUGAACAGAAUUGCAAGAGUGUGAUCGAUCAAGUCGUUAAUGCUUAUGGCUGCAUUGAUGUUUUGGUCAACAACGCAGCUGUGCAGUUCCAGAGUGAUUCCUUGGACGAAAUUGAUGAUAAAAGACUGGACUUGGUUUUCCGAACUAAUAUCUUUUCCUACUUCUUCAUGACCAAAUAUGCUCUGAAGCACAUGAAGGAAGGAAGCAGCAUUAUCAACACGACAUCAGUGGUUGCAUAUCAAGGAUUCGCAACAAUGGUAGACUAUGCAUCGACGAAGGGUGCCAUUGUAGGGUUCACAAGAUCCCUUGCACUUCAGCUGGUGAGCAAGAGAAUUCGAGUGAAUGGCGUUGCUCCUGGACCUAUCUGGACUCCCUUACAGGUAGCAAGUUUGACAGUGGAACAAAUUGUGGUGUUCGGUUCUGAUUCCACAGCAUUGAAAAGAGCUGGACAACCCAUUGAGGUUGCUCCUUCUUAUGUCUUUCUCGCCAGCAACCAGUGUUCCUCUUACAUUACAGGCCAAGUCCUCCACCCAAACGGUCAUGCAUCUCUCUUAUGCUCAUACUUACAAAAUCUGUGGAAUCAUAGUGAAUACAUAAUUGUUGGAUUGAAGAAUAAAGAUACUCAAAGUUUAUAUUGGUUUAUGUGA